AUGCCAGCUGAAUCGACUUGCACAACGUGCACCUUCUCUGAGGAUUUCUCAAACUACUGGACAGCAGUGUUGUUCUUCAAGGCUCGCAACGGUACCUAUAAGCGCGUGCCACAAAGGCCCAACGCUGGAUUCGAGGGCGCGGUAGGUGGCAUGACAGUGUACUAUAUGCAAGACGGCCUUGCAGAUUAUGAGCAAAAAGACAAGGUCACUGCUUUCAAACAAGGAUUCCGCAUGCUUGUCGGUGAUCCGCUAUUCCGCACCAAGGACGAGUCAAAAACCUACCGCCAACUUACCUACACCUGCCUUCAAGACAUAGGUACUCGAUAUCCCGAGACCAAGAAUUUCCCCACUUCACCUUGUCCUGCUGGAAUUAUGGCGAAUGUUCGCUUCCCUACCUGCUGGGAUGGCAAGAAUCUUGAUAGCCCUGACCAUAGAAGCCAUAUGUCCUAUCCCGAGAGCGGUACCUUUGAGUCUCUUGGCCCAUGCCCGGCAUCUCAUCCAGUACGAACUCCACAAGUGAUGUAUGAGACGAUUUGGGAUACGAGGCAGUUCAAUGACAAGAAUGAGUGGCCCGAGGAUGGAUCCCAGCCUUUCGUCUGGAGCUUUGGAGACCAGACUGGCUACGGCACGCACGGCGAUUACGUCUUCGGCUGGAAGGGCGAUGCUCUGCAGCGAGCAAUGGAUAGCGAAUGCUAUGUCAACUGUCCGACACUCAAGACACAAUCUAUUGAAACUGGCAAUCAGUGCAGCCAGAAAGCUAUAGUUGACGAGGACAUUGACAGUUGGCUCACUGAGGUCCCUGGGAUGGCUACGCCUAUGUAA
Molecule: messenger RNA, 822 nt
Organism: Phaeoacremonium minimum UCRPA7
Lineage: Eukaryota; Fungi; Ascomycota; Sordariomycetes; Togniniales; Togniniaceae
Exons: 5
Coding region: 1-822 (273 amino acids)
Source: RefSeq, a predicted model, not a curated record